Messenger RNA from Chaetomium fimeti, 1536 nucleotides. RefSeq names its product cytochrome P450. Gene Ontology annotation, molecular function: iron ion binding; monooxygenase activity; heme binding. The coding region runs from base 1 to 1536 and encodes 511 amino acids. The transcript has 6 exons. The record is from RefSeq and is a predicted model, not a curated record. Lineage: Eukaryota; Fungi; Ascomycota; Sordariomycetes; Sordariales; Chaetomiaceae.
AUGGCUGAUGUACAAGCAAUCUCAGACGCCGUCAGCGCGAGGUUGCCCCUGAUCCUUCCAACCCUCGCCGCCCUCCUCGCCAUCGUUCUUUUCCAAAAUGUCUUGAGCCGGAAACCCCUCGCGAAUAUCCCCGUUGCGGGACAGCACCUGGGUGGUGAUGAAAAACGGAGACAGGCAUACCUCACCAAGGCCGCCGACCUAUACGCUGAGGGCUAUAAAAAGUUCAAGGACAGUGUCUUCCGGAUCGUAACGACCAAUAAGUUUACUGUCAUUGUCGUGCCGCCAAAGUUCCUCGGCGAGCUCAGGAAGCUUCCGGACGAUGUCGUGAGCUUUAACGAUGCCCUUACCCAGGUCAUGCACACCAAGUACACCAAGCUCCCCGUCGGCGAGAGCACGGUUCCUCACACAGUCAAGACCAGCCUGACGCCAGCCUUGGUACGCCUUAACCCAACCAUUGCCGAAGAGGUUCAACAGUCGAUCCUUCAAGAGCUGCCUCCAUGCAACGAUUGGACCUCCCUCAACAUCAACCGCAAACUCCUGCGUAUCGUCGCCCUCGUGUCAGGCCGGAUCUUCAUCGGCGCCGAGCUCAGCCGCUCAGAGGAGUACCUGGAUGCCGCCAUCAGCUACACGAUGGAGUUGAUGGAAGCCCGCCGCGCGUUGGAGGAAGUUCGCCCAUGGCUCCGUCCAUUCAUCGGCAGCCGGUUGCCCGAGGUCAAGAAGCUCGACCAACGACGACUGCAGGCAGACAAGUUCUUGCGCCCCAUUGUGGCCGCCAGGCGUCAAAUGCAGGACGGCGAAAAGCCCGACGACAUGCUGCAGUGGAUGAUGGAUGGGGAAGACAAGGUCAAGCAGAGCACGACCAGGGAGCUGGCAAUGCUCCAGCUCGCCAUUUCCUUCGCGGCCAUCCACACCACAACCUUGACGGCUACCAAUGUUUUCUACAACCUGGCAGCCUACCCGCAAUACAUCCCAGAGCUACGCGACGAAAUUCGCACUGUUCUCGCCGAGCACAACGGCGUCUUCACCAGCUCAGCGAUGCAGGCCAUGAAAAAGCUCGAUAGCUUCCUCAAGGAAACGAUGCGCCUGGACCCGGCCGGCACCGUCUCCUUCCAGCGCAAGGUCAAGAAAACGUUCACCCUCUCCAACGGUCAGGUCAUCCCAGCUGGUGUCGUUGUCGAGGUCCCCUCCGCCGCCAUCGGCCGCGAUUCCGACGUGUUCCCGGACGCCGAUAAGUUCGACCCCUGGAGGUUCUCCCGCUUGCGUGAGGAGGCUCGCCAGUCCGGCGAAGUGGAGGCUGCGGCCCAAAACCAGUUCGUAUCCGUUAACCCGACUGUCCUGACCUUUGGCUUUGGGCGCCAUGCCUGCCCUGGUCGCUUCUUCGCUGCCAAUGAGAUCAAGAUGAUUGUCGCCAACUUCGUCCUCGCCUACGACAUGGCUCUCCCAGAAGGAGUGACCGAGAGAUACCCAAAUCUCACAUUCGGCGCGUCGUCUGUACCGGACCCGACGAAGGAGGUACUGUUCAAGAGGAUUGCAUAA